AAGCUAAAAAAUCAUUCAUUCCGUUUCAUUCAUUCACUCUCUCAACAAAACUCUCUCUCUCAAUCUCCUUACCUUGCAAGCACCCCACCCACACACUGUCCAACGUUAACCGAUCAAAAACCCAUCUCUGUCUACCUUUGUUUGAUCUCAAAGUUGGCUCUCACAAAAACGUGAAAAAAUUUCAUUCCCGUGAGAUUCUCCUCCACCGAUGCAGAUUGAAUUUCAGGAAUCCUGGGUGUCUACGAUACGUUUGAGACCUGAGAUUUGCUAGUCAGUUAUAUUUUUGAGAACAGUUUAGAUCUUUUCUUCUGCAAAGUUUGGGCACUGCAUAAGGUUUGGCAGUGCCCAUGAUGGAUGCCACAACCAGCGGAACCCCAACUAUCCAAUACCAUAACAUCCCUGACCAGCCAAUUACUGCCAUUAUUGCCACUCCACUUCCAACAUUUCAAAGGCAGCAACGCCAUUGCUUUGGGGACUCCACUCCUGGAGAGUUUCCCUUGUCUGCUAAUCCCUCCAUUGUCCUUCAUGUUCUCACUGCAUGCAAUUUGGACCCUCAAGACCUUGCUAAACUAGAGGCAACAUGCUCCUUCUUCAGGCAGCCGGCAAACUUUGCUCCGGAUUCGGACUUGUCCUUAUCUGAGCUCGCCGCACUGGACAUGUGCCAGAAGAGAGCCAUAUUCAAGCCAAUGACAACUGAACAACGCCAGGAUUUGAAGCUAAGGUGUGGAGGUUCAUGGAAACUGGUGCUGAGGUAUUUGAUGGCUGGAGAGGCAUGUUGCAGGAGGGAGAAAUCUCAGGCUAUAGCAGGUCCUGGUCACAGCAUUGCUGUGACAUCAAAAGGGAUUGUUUAUUCAUUUGGUUCCAACAGUUCUGGACAACUUGGACAUGGCACCACUGAGGAGGAAUGGCGACCUCGACCGAUAAGAACUUUGCAAGGCAUUCGAAUUAUACAAGCUGCCGCUGGGGCUGGGAGGACAAUGUUGGUAAGUGAUUCUGGUCAGGUUUAUGCAUUUGGGGAAGCUGAGUAUGGAGUUCAAGGUUCUAAAACUGUUGCAGCUCCACAGAUAGUGGAGUCUUUGAAAAACAUAUUUGUUGUCCAAGCUGCAAUUGGUAACUUUUUCACAGCUGUGUUAUCAAGAGAAGGCAGGGUUUAUACAUUUUCUUGGGGCAGUGAUGAAAAACUUGGUCAUCACACUGAUCAAAGUGAUGUGGAACCUCAUCCCUUGUUAGGUGCUCUUGAAAACAUACCAGUGGUGCAAAUUGCUGCUGGAUAUUGCUAUCUGCUUUGUCUGGCUUGUCAACCCAGUGGAAUGUCAGUGUAUUCUGUUGGGUGUGGCUUGGGGGGCAAGCUUGGACAUGGCUCAAGAACUGAUGAAGAGUACCCUCGUUUGAUCGAACAGUUCGGACUGCUGAACCUCCAACCCAUGGUCGUUGCAGCUGGUGCUUGGCAUGCUGCUGUGGUGGGACGGGAUGGCCGUGUUUGCACGUGGGGAUGGGGGCGAUAUGGUUGCUUGGGGCAUGGGAAUGAAGAAUGUGAAUCAGUACCUAAGGUGGUGGAAGCAUUGAGCAAUGUCAAAGCUGUUCAUGUUGCAACAGGAGAUUACACGACCUUUGUAGUGUCUGAUGAUGGUGAUGUGUAUUCAUUUGGCUGUGGACAAUCUGCUAGUCUUGGGCAUAAUGCUGCUGGAAAUGAUGAGCAGGGCAACAGGCAUGCAAAAGUGUUAGAUCCAGAGCUUGUCACUUCACUGAAACAGAUCAAUGAAAGGGUGGUACAGAUUAGUCUGACCAAUUGCAAUUACUGGAAUGCUCAUACCUUUGCCCUCACUGAAUCAGGGAAGCUGUAUGCAUUUGGUGCUGGAGACAAAGGACAGCUAGGAAUUGAACUUGUUGCUAACCAGACUGAAAGGGGAAAUCCAGAAAGGGUUGAAAUUGAUCUUGGUUAAUUGUUUGUGCCUUUACACAACCCCCCCCCCCCCCCCCCCCCCACCCCAGUCCUCCACAAUUCUUUACACCAUGCUGUCCUCUAAUUUAUGGUCAUCAUGCAUAGCAUUUUAGUAUUUAAAUUCCUUGUCUAUUUUGUAAAUAUAAUCAAAAGAAUGCAUCUUGAAGGUCCAAGGUAGGUAAACAGCUAACAAGGGCCUUAGUAGCUUCUGUCUUAUGGUUGUUGAUAUCUCAUCAUCACUCUUAGGCUUUCAUCUGGUUGUUGAUAGUUGAUACAUUGGUGAAGGUUCAUUUAUAGCCUAGUUGUCUUGAAUUGUUUUCAUAGAUCAUUUGCUUAGAUACAGAUUGUUAAAUUUGGCAUUCAUUCAUCAUCCUAAGUCAAAACCCUCAUGGUUUGGAUCAUUUA
Molecule: messenger RNA, 2347 nt
Organism: Glycine soja
Lineage: Eukaryota; Viridiplantae; Streptophyta; Magnoliopsida; Fabales; Fabaceae
Product: ultraviolet-B receptor UVR8-like
Exons: 7
Coding region: 348-1943 (531 amino acids)
Source: RefSeq, a predicted model, not a curated record